ACUUAACCAAAAGUGACACCGAUAAAUUUUUUUUUUUACCUUUUUGUGCACAAAUCAAACAUCAUGGAUAGAGUCAAUGAAUCAGUUACAAGUGGCAUCAUACCGGAAGCUAAGAGUGCGUAUGAUCUUGAACUGUUCGGUAUCAACGAUGGGUCGUUUGUGUUGUUACAUUCCCUAGCGAUCACGUGUCUUGGCUUGAGCAUAUUGUCUGCUCUUUGCGUAAUCGUUGCUUCAACAAUGGACCGAGGACUGAAAGGGAUUUUCUCUUGGACCAAAAGUGAGCGGUUUGUUUUCUAUCUGGCUUGCACUGAAACAAUUCUUGGCAUUACCCACCUGUUAGACCACUCUCAGAUUCUAAUAACACGGGACCAUGUGCGACCUGCUGUGUUAUGUCAGGCUUAUGGAUUCGUUCUCUACACUUUUGUCUUCGCCGAGCUGUUCACUGUCAACAUAAUAGCGGUUACCAUUUUUUUUAUCAUUUAUCUACGAAAAAAAGUCGAGUACGGCUCAAGAGAUUGGAAAGUGUUUCUUUGGAUAUUUGGUUUGCCCUUUACGUCCGCUGUUGUACUUGCUUCUAUGGGACAGUUCGGAACAAAUACAACUUUGACGUCCAUCCAUGUAUGUGCCGGAGACAGGGAAUGUUGGUGUUCUUGCCUCCAUGUGAAAGCGCAGAACUCUGAUAAGAACGUUGUCAGGAUAACUUGCAUUCCAGUAAAACGUAUCUGUGCAUCUACUGUUGUAAACCACGCUAUCGUUCUAUACUGUUUGUUCGAUGCUGUGAGAGGAACGACAAGCAACAGUGUCGUCGCUAUACCAAUAAUCGUCAUCCUAAUCACCAACACUAUCCUCUAUGGUCUGACCUGGCACAGGAUAAGAAGUGAGACCCGCGAUAUCGAAGUGUCACUCGGCCCAAGAGUUGAAGCUACAAGCAGAUCUCAUCGUGCUGCUAGGAACAUGCUUUUAUUUCUGGUCGUGUACUUUAUUCAGUGGUGGCCCGCCUCUGUGCUAAGUAUUCUCGUCCUCUUCCCAAAUCCACCAUCGAUACUGACCUACUUGGUGGCAACCUUCUCAAAUAUAGGCGGAAUUCUGAACGGGGUUGUGUACUUCUUCAUCAGAAGGAGGAGUUACACCUCGAGUUGACAACACAGCCCAACAACUAAGAGGAGCAUUGCCGAGUCUUUAGUGCUGUUUCGGCAACGUUUGUUUCUCUUCGUUCACCCUGUACAGGAAUGUUUUGGUCGAUGAGCAAACUCUUGAAAAACUAUUGUACAGCUUGAGCAAGAUCUGUUUUAUAUCAUACUUUGUCGUGCCCGCUUCACGAACUCAUGAGAAUGGACUGAGUUAAGAUACCAUGACAAAGACUUUUUCUCGCGUUCGCGAGGACACAGCUCUUUAGCUGCGCCCUGCCGCGGCAAUUUCUGCUUUUUUUUUUCUCUUGCACACAAAUAUCUCUUUUUUGGAUGAAAUCAAGUUUGAUGUUGAUAUUAAAUACAUUAAUAUAUCUCUUUUCGGGUACGUUUUGAUCCGUUUCGGUCACACACAGUAUUCAAAUGUAAUUUACACCCUUUUAAAAUCUGUAUAUGUUUCGGUUUCGUUUUGGUCCGUUUCGAGCACACAUUAUUUAAAUUUAUUUUAUCCGCUUGGAAUAACUUUAUACAUUUAGUUUCGGUUCUGUUUUUUGCUCAAAGGUUAGGGCAGUGUAGCCAUCUUCAAAAAUUUCGCUAAUUUGCAAGUAGUGUUAGUGUAUUAUUUUGUAUGUACGAACAGCUCCAAAUGUGCUUGUAUAACAUUCAAAUAAAUGGCUUUUCAUAGUUGUAAUAGUUAAUUUUUGGUUACGGAUUAACUUGACUGAAGAAACUGAUUAAUACUGUUUCAGGUAGAUGGCUGGGAUCGGCCGAGAACUCUAGGUUUCUCACUCAGGUAAUCUGGCAUGACUCAGUAGCCUUUUUAGCUUCAUGAAUUAUUGUAACAUAUCCAAUGAAUAUACAUGACAUCAUUAUUGA
Molecule: messenger RNA, 2003 nt
Organism: Mizuhopecten yessoensis (Yesso scallop)
Lineage: Eukaryota; Metazoa; Mollusca; Bivalvia; Pectinida; Pectinidae
Exons: 3
Coding region: 64-1140 (358 amino acids)
Biological process (GO): cell surface receptor signaling pathway; adenylate cyclase-activating G protein-coupled receptor signaling pathway
Cellular component (GO): plasma membrane
Molecular function (GO): G protein-coupled receptor activity
Source: RefSeq, a predicted model, not a curated record